Zootermopsis nevadensis is the source of this 792-nucleotide messenger RNA. Lineage: Eukaryota; Metazoa; Arthropoda; Insecta; Blattodea; Termopsidae. The record is from RefSeq and is a predicted model, not a curated record.
AUGCCAAAUUCCGUGGAGAAGUUCCCGAUGGAUGAGGACCUAAGCAACAGUGUCCUGAAAGAGCUGGAGUGUCCUGUCUGCAUGGAGUACAUGGUAUCUCCGAUAACUAUGUGCGAGAGCGGUCACAACAUCUGCAACAGAUGCGGACCCAAAGUGAAGAAGUGUGCCACCUGCAGACAACCUCUGCUGUCAACACGAAACUUCACUCUGGAGAACCUGGCCAAGACAAUCAAGUAUCCCUGUCGCAACCGGAAGACUGGCUGCGAGGAAGCAUUCCCUCUCGACCAGAUCACACAUCAUCAGACUGUCUGCCUACACAGAUUCUACGACUGUCCUUUGGCGAAAGCACCGGGGAAUCUGUGUCUCUGGCAAGGUCCUAGGAGUGAAAUCAAGAGACACAUCGACAUUAACCACAAACUCAGGGUCACGGAAGCGAUUGCUACGCUCUCAGUUUUUAUUAAAGCGUUCAAUCCCACAUACAAGUAUUGCAGGGUUAUAUAUACUCUAGGAGAAAUUUUCUAUCAGCAGUUUGAUGUCAGUGCAGAUAAUUUCUGUUUUGUGGUGCAGUAUGUCGGACCAGAAGCGGAGGCAUCCAGAUAUAAGUACCAGUUAACGCUUAAAUCACCGUGUGGUCCUGAAAAAAUUAAGGUGUCUCAAGUGACGCAAGGUGUCAAAGUUAGCACCGAUGACAUCCGUCAGUCAGGUAAAUGUAUCAAAUUGCCCUACGAUGUUGUCAAGAAUUUCUUGGAGAAUGACGACUUGAAAUUUGAAAUGAGCAUAUCUGAAGUAUGA